Molecule: messenger RNA, 638 nt
Organism: Staurois parvus
Lineage: Eukaryota; Metazoa; Chordata; Amphibia; Anura; Ranidae
Source: the annotation of a GenBank genome assembly
AGGAGCCCUCGGAUCCUAGGUGCAAGCAGUUGGGAGGAUUUAUGCAAAUAUCAAAAUGCCAUGGAUGGGUGGGCGUAUUCGGUCUGGAGGAAUGUGGGGGAGGAGCGCCGGACACCUGUGCAAGACUGAAGGGGAGGAAGUUCAGUACACCCUGUGCAAGACUGAAGGGGAGGAGCCGGUACACCUGUGCAAAGACUGAAGGGGAGGAGCCGGACACCUGUGCAAGACAUGAAGGGGAGGAUUCAGUACCGGGACAAGACGAAGGGGAGGAGCCGGUAACACCUGUGCAAGAGACUGAAGGGGGAGGGGGAGGAGCCCGGUACAUCCCUGUGCAUGACCUGAAGGGGAGGAGCCCGUUUACACCUGUGUUGCAAGACUGAAGGGGAGGAUGCUUAGGUACACCUGUGAGCAAGAACUGAAGGGGAGGAGCCGGGUACACCUGUGCAAGACUGAAGGGGAGGAGCCGGUACACCUGUUGCAAGACUGAAAGGGGGAAAGGUACAGCACGACUGAGACACCUGUGCAAGACUGAAUGGAUGGGAGCCCGGUACACCUGUGCAGACAAGGGGACUGACACACACCUGGCAGGAGGAGGGGGAGCCGGUACACCUGUGCAGACUGACAUGGGAGGAGCCGGU